Messenger RNA from Hydatigera taeniaeformis, 1227 nucleotides. The record is from the annotation of a GenBank genome assembly. Lineage: Eukaryota; Metazoa; Platyhelminthes; Cestoda; Cyclophyllidea; Taeniidae.
AUGACUGUCUAUGAUUCAAUUAUUGGCGAAAAGACUCCCAUCAUAUUUGACCUCGGAACAGCCUACAUAAAAUGCGGUUUCGCUGGCGAAGCAUGCCCGCGUUUCAUACUUCCUUCCCUUUUCGUCAAAAUGGACUUCUCAACUACCAACCUCUACGACUCUCUGAAAGAACUCUUCUAUCGUCUUUGCUAUAGAUAUCUUCUUGUCAACCCAAAGGAACGUCGUGUGGUUAUGGUGGAGUCCAUUAUGACUCCCACGAAUUUUCGCCAAACAAUAGCUGAUCUUCUCUUCCGUCACUUUGAAGUGCCGUCCAUUCUCUUCGCUCCGGCUCACCUGGUGGCCUUAUUCACCCUCGGCAUUUCCACAGGCCUGGUUCUCGAUUGCGGAUAUUCAGAGGCUCUUGUUCUCCCUGUCUGUGAAGGCUUUACUCUACUCUCCACUUGGCACUCUGCUCACCUUGGCAGCCGUCACAUCCAUAAGCGGCUUGAGGGUCUGAUCCGUGAGCAUGCUUUCGUGGAGGAUGACGGUGCUGAGCGUCAGAAGCUCUCCGAAGUUCCUGACAUUUGUGUUGAUGGGCAUGCAAUGUUGGAGGACAUUUUGAUGCGAGCCUGUUUCAUCAGUCCCGCAAAUAGGGCCGCAUCGUGGCGGAAAUGGAUGGAGGAGAGCGAGAAGUCAGAAGAGAGUUGUUCAAUUCAACCUCCACCCUAUGCGACGGAGAGCUUCACGUGCCCUUUGGAGGGAUGUGGAGAAGGAACGAGACUUGUUCACAUCCCUUCGUGGCUACGUGAGUCGGCGACGGAAAUCUUGUUCACGGCAGACGAUGCGGAUGGGGUGACGAUUACGACGCUGUUUUUGGACUGUCUUCUGAUGUGUCCUAUCGAUUGUAGAAUGUCUCUAGCACAGAAUGUAGUGUGCAUAGGUGGCACGACAAUGUUGCCAGGCUUCAUGGAGCGUCUCAAUGAAGAGUUACAAAAGGCCCUUGAACUUCCUCACUACGCAUCAUUGGCGGCUCUCAAGCAGCACAUCAAGUUUCAUAAUCCUCCCGCCAAGGCCAACUACACCGCAUGGCUUGGAGGUGCGAUAUUUGGUGCUCUAGAGUGUCUCCCUGGUCGGUCUCUGUUACGUGACGCGUAUUUGAAGGACCCAAAAUUACCCGAUUGGAACGACAUCCCUGACACCACUGUCCCCUCCGCACAUCCCGAUCUGGAGCCGAAAUACUCGCGCUGA